Mercenaria mercenaria is the source of this 825-nucleotide messenger RNA. RefSeq names its product ERI1 exoribonuclease 2-like. Gene Ontology annotation, biological process: exonucleolytic trimming to generate mature 3'-end of 5.8S rRNA from tricistronic rRNA transcript (SSU-rRNA, 5.8S rRNA, LSU-rRNA). Bases 139 to 717 code for a protein of 192 amino acids. The transcript is spliced from 6 exons. NCBI's taxonomy places the organism in Eukaryota, Metazoa, Mollusca, Bivalvia, Venerida, Veneridae. The record is from RefSeq and is a predicted model, not a curated record. Gene Ontology annotation, molecular function: nucleic acid binding; 3'-5'-RNA exonuclease activity.
AUUGCCGCUGUUGGAAUAUGAUAAAAAUUUAACAUUUCGUCUGUUUGACACCGAUGUACGUUUCGGAUUACUUUUCACAUUUUCGUUGUACGCCUGUAAAAAGCGGUAUUUUUAAAGUUUUUAUUAAAUAAAUGCAUCAUGAAAACAACAAAGGAGCUUGCUAGAGAGCUUGGUUUGAUAAGAAAGCGCACUUUGUCAAGUUCAGGUACAUCUAGACGAGGGUUGGGCAAUGGUUCUUCAGUACAAUCAUUUAAGUACCUGAUAGUUAUUGACUUUGAAUCAACUUGCUGGCAGGAUGCAAAAUUUAGAACUCAAGAGAUUAUUGAGUUCCCAGCUGUGUUACUAAAUACCUUAUCUGGUGAGGUUGAAAGCGAAUUCCAUUUUUAUGUUCAACCGCAGGAACAGCCUACACUGAGUGCUUUUUGCACUGAACUCACAGGAAUAACACAGAGCCAAGUAGAUGAAGGGAUCCCUAUAAAUCUGUGUUUACGUAAGUUUGGUUAUUGGCUUGACAAACUAUAUAGAGAAAAAGGUGUUGUAUGCCAGGGUACGACGACAGAUACCAGUAUACCCAUAAACACUACAUGUGUAACUUGGUCAGACUGGGAUUUAGGCGUGUGUUUGCAGUAUGAAUGUAAAAGGAAACAAUUGUUGAAACCAGCUCAACUUUCCUCAUGGAUUGAUCUCAGAGCAACUUACAGGGUAUUUUGUCUUUAAACUACUGCUGUCAUUUUUUAGCUCAGCUACAUGUAUUUGAAAUUUUACAAGUAGUAGAGCUAUUCACUUUAUCUGUGUCCACAUCCAUGUUACAAGGUUAAAGUUGUG